Molecule: messenger RNA, 905 nt
Organism: Anopheles nili
Lineage: Eukaryota; Metazoa; Arthropoda; Insecta; Diptera; Culicidae
Product: selenoprotein K-like
Exons: 3
Coding region: 100-372 (90 amino acids)
Biological process (GO): endoplasmic reticulum calcium ion homeostasis; calcium ion transport
Cellular component (GO): endoplasmic reticulum membrane; Golgi apparatus
Source: RefSeq, a predicted model, not a curated record
GAAAAUAGAAUUAGAAUUAAUAUAGUAAAGCAAGUGCAUCGAAAUUUUGCCCUGUUAAAUAAAUAGAACAGCUUCUACGCUGUAGGCCGUUUCUUGAAAAUGGUGUACAUUUCAAGAGACGGCACUGUGCACCAAUCCCAGCCAUGGGGUAUGGAACGCAUCAAGGGUCUCUUCAUGGGGAUCAUCAACUUCGUGCUGAUGUUCUUCCGUACGAUGCUCGAUUUCCAGGGCGGAGGAGGAGCAGCGGGUUCCAGCACAAGCCGUAGCUCGGGAAGUAACGACGGUGGCGGUCCACCGGGAAGUGGACCACGUAGACGGCCAAUCGGUCGGCCAAUGACACUCGCCGACUGCACCAUUCCUGGGGGCGGAUGAGCGCGGUAAAGUGUCAAACGCAAACUAACCUCCCCGGUUAGCGUUUGGCACCGCCAAUCUUCUCAUCUCGUGGAACCGUGCGACCUGUAGGGAUUCUCCUACGUAUGACGGGUGCAUCCUAAACCUAUGCUGCCAAACAGGCGGAUGCAUCCCGAAGAAUGGGCCGCACGGUUCGCGAAACCCUGCCCGCGUGCUGGUGGCGGGAACGUUUUUUUUUUAAUUUUUGAUUUCUUUUCAUUUCGCUUCUGCUGGCGGACUUGAGUAUCGAUGUAGGACACUUGCAAUAGGAAUCGAUUUCGUACAGCUCCUAUCAAAACUCAGCAAUUCAAUCGAGCCAACGAUCCGUUUCAGCAGAGCAUUGUUUUUGGGUCCUAAAUGCUUUAAUCUAAUCCACGGCAAAUCCUUAUUGAUCAAAAAUUGCGUUAUAUUGUGUAAAUUAUACCGUGUAAAUUGUAAUUAUACUCGUUUGGCUGGUACUACAGCGAACGAAUUACAAUCUAUCGUUAUUAAAAUCAUUUUUCUGUAAUACGACA